Messenger RNA from Yamadazyma tenuis ATCC 10573, 1280 nucleotides. The record is from RefSeq and is a predicted model, not a curated record. NCBI's taxonomy places the organism in Eukaryota, Fungi, Ascomycota, Pichiomycetes, Serinales, Debaryomycetaceae.
AAGCAUAAAUGCAGAAACCAUCACUUACAGUGUGGACCAAUGACAACGAGUCGCACGACGACUUUUUCCAAUAUGCCAAGGUGGACGUGCGAGCUCCCGAUACGGUUGCUGAUGCGGGCAGGUCCCGCAGUCACACCUUCAAAAGCACUCUUCCAGAUGAUAUUUCAAGUGUUGGAAGUAUCCCACCAGUAGCUCCAACAUCUCCCAUUUCCAACGACUCACAAAACCCUAACUCGCCGGCGUUCAAACGAUACCGGGUGGCAGCGGCCAUUUUCUUUGGAAUAUCCAUCACCUCGGCUCUUGUUAUCAUUGCUCUCCAAGCAUAUAUGUACGCCGUGAUUAAUAUCCACAAAGAACUCAUCCCAUCCGAGUCCAAAUUCGAAGAGGUACUGAUCUACUUGGCCCUCUUCAUUUUCGCCGCUGUUUUCCAGGUGCUCAUCUCGGCCAUUGGUCUUCGCAGCCAAAAUAUGUUACUCUUGGGAUUCUUGUGUGUGUUCUACGGGUGUAUGUUGAUUUAUACGGGGAUCCAGUACGAAGAAGUGCACAAGCUUGUGGGUGCCAUUUUGGUGAACGGGUGGAAACGGGCCACGCGGGCCACCAAUAUCGCUACUAUCUGUAUAAUUGCAGCCACUAUGGUGUCGCAAGUGGUGUUGAUUGUGUACUACUUGAAGCGUCACGUCAGUUGGUUUCGAUACAAGUCAAUCGGAGCAGACCUUUUGAUCCGAAGAAUGUACCUCACGUUCCAGGUUCACCGGUCGCUUUUGGUGUUUGGGUUCUUUUUCUUUUUGGCUUUUACCAUCCAGUUCAUCAUCAUCAUGGUGCGUGACAAGACUUCGGUAGAGUUCAUUUUGACGGUGAUCGUGAUCCCCUUGACGAUCGUGUUGUUGGUGUUGAGUGACUUGGGGGUUGGAAGAGAGAAUCUAUGGCUCACAGGAGGUUGUUUAAUGGUGUACCUAGGGGGAAUUGCGUAUGUGCUUUUCAAGAUGAUCCGGUUAUUCACCAAGUACACAUCUGCGUAUAACGUGGCGGUAGUGCCGGGAGCCUACUUUCCCGGACGGAGUUCGUUGAUCACGUUUGGAGUCAUAACUUUGGUGUUUUUGGUGUUGAUAGUAGUGGCUGAGGUUGUGUUGAUGUGUGAAGAAGGAAAAGCAUGAGGAGGAGAAGGAUGACGCUAUGAGCAUCGAUUAAUGAGAGUAGGUUAGAGAGGGGAUUGGGUGAUGACUCGGACCACACUUGUCCAGGCUCGGGAUUGUAUAGCCUUAAUGAGAAUAUGACACGAA